CUAUGCAACGAUGGUUCCCAAUUUAAGAAACUGGAAAAAAGGUGCUGUUCGACCCUCCCUAAAUUGUGUCAUCAAAUCUUUAAGAAAUCUUUUUUCUGACGCAGCAUGUGAUAAAAAAAUCUCUCCUAUCUUCAUUCCCUUCACUAUCUUCCUAUCUUUUUCAACACAAGUCUCAUAUCGGAGUUUCUAUUAUACUCUUGAAAAACCCCUCUCAAUCCAUCCCAAAAUGAAGCCAGAUUCAUUCAAAAUCUACCACCAGAAAUCAUCACGGAGAUCUUGUUAAGACUACCUGUUGUAAGCAUUCCAAUAAGCAAAUGUGUUUGCAAGCGAUGGCUCCAUCUGCUGGAGUCUGAUGCAUUUGUCAAGUCUCAUUUUGCCAGAUCCGCCCCCGCCCUAGCUGUUUUGAGGUAUUCAGGUGGGUUGAAAGUUUUGGAAUUGGAAGGCGAGCUCGAUCUCCAUCUCGAUCCACUCACCCAGUAUGAUUUCCCUUACUACCAGCAAGCAAAUAUAUACAGUUCUGUUAAUGGUUUUCUUAUUCUAAGGAAUUGUGGUUAUGAUGCUCUAAUGGUGGUUGUUGAUUGGCUUUCCGUAUGUAAUCCGAUCACUCGUGAAGUUAUUAAGCUGGCUCUGCCUUCAAAGCCAGAACUACCUUCAGAUGGAGUAGCUGCUGUUGGAUUUGGGGCAAGCAAAAUCACUGGCCGAUACAAGGCGGUCUGUAUUAAACUUGUGCCCUAUGAUCAUAAAUUAGACUGUCAUGUAUACACUCUUGGAACAGGAUCAUGGAGACGCCUUGAAGAAUGUUUUAGCUUCUUUAAUGCUCCUCCCUAUCUUGCUCAAGGAUUGCCCUUCAUAAAAGGAAUGUCCAUGUCUGCUUUGAGCGGUUGCCUAUGGUUUUGCAAGGUAGCAUCCGAAUAUGAAAAUGAUGGUGGGCGACGUGAGCUUACUAUAUGGAUUAUGAAGGAAUAUGGAGUGGACGAAUCUUGGAGCAAGGAAUAUGUGAUCCCCCUUGAUGGCUUGAGGUCUGUUCAUCCCAUCAAAGUUUUCGAAAAUGGCGACCUAUUGAUGUUAGUGACGGUACGCUUUCCAAAGCGCCUUUUCUACUACUCUAACAAGAAUAAGACUAUGCAAAGGAUUGAUUUGUUUGGUGCAGGCCCUGACAGUGUCGAGUGUGGGCUUUUCACUCCCACCCUUGUUUCACUCAAAACUUUAGGUUUAGGUGUGGAGAAUGUAAUCUCAUUCUGAUUGUUUGCAUUUUCAUAAUGCUACCAUCAACUAAAUGUAUGUUUGAAGAUUGAGUUAUUAAUGAAGGAAACUAUCCUAUAUAUGUAAAAGAAAAUUAUGGUUCCUUUGGUACAUUUCUUAGUGGCAAUGAUGUUGCUCCUGCUUGUAUAGUUUGAGGGAUUACCUGUGUUUUUUUGUGAUGAUUUAUCUGAUGAUGAGAUUGUUGUCUGUUAUAUAUGGAUUUAUGCA
Molecule: messenger RNA, 1470 nt
Organism: Salvia miltiorrhiza (redroot sage)
Lineage: Eukaryota; Viridiplantae; Streptophyta; Magnoliopsida; Lamiales; Lamiaceae
Product: putative F-box protein At5g50220
Exons: 2
Coding region: 565-1242 (225 amino acids)
Source: RefSeq, a predicted model, not a curated record